GUUGCAGGAGGACAAGACUCAAGAUAACCCCCAGCGUGAUGAUCCAAGCGCUGACGGCCACCACCUCCGUCAGCCCGCGUCAGCCACCGGACGUCAGUCACUCAAACACAAGGAUCAAUUCAGUAUUGAUUUUGGCGUGUGGUAAGUGGCAUUGAGGGGCGACGGUGGACUAGCUGGUAAGGAGACAAGGCAGAGAGCGUGAAGUACCGGAGAAGCAGGCUUGUUAACUAUCACACGGGAUUCCUUUACCAUCCAGCAUCAUGACUCGGUGGAAGGUACACCCCUUGGAGAUGUGUGGGGGGAAACACACCAACGGCACACUGGAGUACCACGAGUGUAUAUGCAACUUUGACUUCAAACGGCAGAAACAUUACCUACAAACCCUGAAGUACAAACACUGUCUGCUGGCAGAUGAGAUGAGAAAAAUUGAAAACUUUGAACUGUAUGUUAUAAUUGCUGUUGUUGUUGGUGUAGUGUUAAUAUUUGGUGUUGCUGCUUUUUGUUCAUGCAAAUGGUACUUUCAGACCAAUGAUAAUCCAUGUGGGUGUUUGUCUUGUGGAAAAAAGAAAAAGAAAAAGAAAAGUGAGAACACAAGUAUUGAAGGUGAACCUCCACCUAAUAUUGCUCAAGAAAAUGGGCGCCAGGCGUGGACACCAAUACGUGUGGUGCCUUAUAAAGACAGUUUAGACGGUACUCUAGACUCACGUUGUGAAACGCUAGACACAGUGAGUAAUGAGAGUCCAGGAUUUUGUAUGAAUUUUUGUUUAAGUGACCCAGUUCAAGACUGUUGCGAGUUCUUUGACUGCGAUAUAAUGUGGCGAAAGAAAAAUAUAUACACAAUUCCAAUGUUUGGUCGACGUAAGCAACCUCCCCUGCAGAGGAGGCCGACCCGCCCAGCACCGCCUCCUCCUAAACCAUCGGUGUCAGUUCCCCCGAUGAUGAAAUACCCAGAACCUAUGCACAUUGGUUAUGACGACGAUGUUGAGUGUGAACCCGUGCCAGAAGCCCCUCCAUCACCAGAGCCCGUACGUGUUGAACAACCAAGAGCCAUGUAUGUGGAUCCUCUGGCCUUCUUACAGAGACCCUUCUUAAAGUCUACCAAAGAAAAGUCUGUUGAGGAGGAACCAGAGGCCCUGUACAGUAAAAUGAAAGGAUUUGUUUUUGGAAAGGCUAAGAAGAGCUCCAGCAUAGUUUCCCUUAAUAAACUGGGGGUCUCACCCAAUCCAGAUACAGUGAGUAACACUUCUAGUAAGAAAAGUAAAUACAGCCGGACUGGUAGUCUGGCGUCGCUACACAACCUCAGCGAUGAGCAGCUUGAUGCCAGCUAUCACAACAAGAGAUCCAUGAGUCUGGCUUCACUACACAUGGUGGAGGAAGAACCUACCAAGAGAAUGGCACCAAAAGCUCUGGGAAACAAGUUGCUGAUGGCCAGAAGUAGAGGUUCAUUGCACAAUAUAUGUGAAGAUGAUAUACCCCCCUCUAUGAGAACUGACGAAUAUAUUGACCUAGAGGAAAUGUCCAAGCGCAUAGAAGCAAAGAUGCAAGCUGCAAAUGAUGGGACUUUAGGGAAAAACAGUCCUAGACCUCCAGCAUACAGUGAUGGUAGUGGUGUCCCAGAUCCUUCCAGCCAUUCUGUUGUUGGAUCAGGUUCAUGGACACCAAAUUUUGUUCCUGCCUCUGUAUAUGGUAGUCCACAAAUGACAACUGAUGGAGCACCACUGCCGUAUCCUCUAAGUCUGCACCAGAUGUCUUCCCCUGGACACCAGCACAGGGCACCAUUAGGGUUUGAGUCCCCUUACGGAUCGUCAUCAUCCUUCAGGUCUGGUGAAGAAAGUGCAAACUCAAAAUACUUCCCUCCGGUACCCGCGACACCAGAGAGACCAGCAGUGCCGGCAAGGAUAGCUAUUGGCUCACCCGUCGUCAACAGCGGCACUCUGGGUCGACCUAAACCUGCCGUUCCGCCAAGACCUCCAGGCAGUGGAAGUAAUUCUCCCAAACCUCGUGCCCCACAGCCGCCGACCCUCGGGAGAUCGAGUCACAUUGUAAAGCCCUCGGCGCCACCACCACCACCCCCAGUUACUACACCAAUAGAGUCCUCACUGUGAAAAACACAUCUUGGGGUGGGUGGGUGGGUGGGUGGGUGGUCAUACUAGUAGAUAAUUAGAGUUACAAGUGAUGAAGGUGAAUAUGAAUUUACUGUUUUUAUAUAAUUUACUUGUACACAUUAGUCAUGUUGACUCGCUGCUCAAAAAAUUUCUCUGCCGCCAUAAGCAACCAUGGGGAGGAAUAGUAUUGAUUAACUACAUACAUGUCUUUCAUAUGUCCCUUGUGACACUCGGCUAGAUUCCUAUAGUUCUAUAGUUUGUUUAUCAUUACGUACGAACGGUAAGCCAUUAUGCAUAGCCACUGGAGAUGACAAUCAUACGAUAAUGUUGUGACGAUGAUUCACGAACAACAUAUUUAUCCAGACCAAAGUGUAGAAUAGAAAUAAUUUGUGUACAGUUAUCCUGAACAUAUCAUUGUAAUUAACCAGAAUAUAUCUAUAAUUAAUCAAGUUAGAUUUGAAUUAAUUGGCAAAACAGACUCCCUGCAGUAGGUAUUGCAGGGUAGAAUACAAGAAAAAAAAUACCUGAUCAUACAUUUUAUGACCAUUUCAUUUAACCGAACAUAAUUUUUCUAUGAACAGGUGGAUGGAUACCUGCUUGCUGCUUGGUACAGACAGACCACUGGCUGGUUAUCUCAUGCAUUAGAUGUCUUUCAUAGAUAUUGACUAAUAACUUCUCUUAAUACAUAUUUAUUGAUGAAAUAUUGUACUGACUGAAAAACAUCUUUUCUCCACUAUUUUGUUCUAUUUUAUCUGUAUUAUUUAUUGAUGUAAUAUUGCACUUACUGAAAAUCAUAUACACCCCUGUACUUUUCUUCACUAUGUUUUACUAUUUGGUCUCGUUAGGACAAUGCCUACUGCACUCUUACUGUGACAGAGAGAAAACCUCGUUUAAAUCAGUCUCGAUAAACUUCUACUGUACUUACCAGCAUCACUUGUUCAAUUUGUCAGCUCGUCUCUGAUACUGUCAGUUUUAUAAGUACCCGGUAACUACAAUACAUCUCGCUCAAACCUGAUUGACGAUGCCUCACUUCAUGCGGUACAGUACACAGAUCCACACCACAAGUUUACACAUCCAUAUUAACACAGGAACUCUCACUUGCCAUGUCUGAUCUGCAGAGUUACAGGCACAUUGUUCUCGAGAGUCUUCUUCAGCUUUCCAUCUCGUUGUAUUAUUUCAACACUUCUGCAAACUCUGAUGUAUUUCAGGUACCUACUUGAGCAGUCUCCAUAUCACCCAUUUCUUCACAGCCCUUAGUUGGAAAUUUUAUCCAUAAACAGUACUGUACUUUACAUCAUAUCUUGCAUAAAUAUGAGCAUUUUUCACCUAUAAUGAGAGAAUGUUCACUAUUGUGCCUUAUUGGUCCAGUAUACCAUAGUACUUAAUAUAUUUGCUAUGUUUAGUUCAUAUGACAACACUCAUCUAUUUUGUUUCAUUAACUUGUGAUUCUUAACAGAGCUGUAAUCCUUUACAGAUCACCAGCCAUGAUGGCCACAUGAUUCUGAAAUCGAUAACUUUCCCCAUUUUGUAAUCAAGAAUUUUCUUUCUACAUUAGUGAUGUACUGGAUGACAAGGUGAUGUACUACAUUACCAUGUUAAGACCUAACUAAUACUUGAGGUUAAUCACAAUGUUUGAUAGUUUUAAACUGUGCUCAGAUCUACAGUAUUUAUAGAAUGUGUUCAUACUGGCAGUGGUGACUCAUGUGUAGUGUAUAUUUAAUAGUCAUGCAUGCCAUUUAUUCCUGACUAGAAAUAUGAGACAAGUUUUGAGUAUAAGCUGCUAUAUACAGUAUCAGGUGACUCCAGACUCAAUUAUAUGAUUUAUUUAUUGUUUUAAGAUAUGGCAGCAUUAAUGAUUUGCUGUAAAAAAAAUGGGACUUGUCAAUGGACUUUUAUACUGUAUUACUGUACAGUACAAAUUUCAUGACAACAGAUUUGUUAAUGCUUGGUAUUAUUUGUUUCGGUUUGCUUUAUGGUUGGUACAAAACAAAGAAAUAAUGAAAAGGCUUCAUUUGAAAAAAAAUUUCACCUUUGACCUUUUAUGAUAGUUAUUUAAAAUUUUCUAACAUCCUCUCUGAAGUGCUAAUGCCUUGAAAUCAUU
Homarus americanus (American lobster) is the source of this 4206-nucleotide messenger RNA. Its product is annotated as formin-like protein 20. The record is from RefSeq and is a predicted model, not a curated record. Lineage: Eukaryota; Metazoa; Arthropoda; Malacostraca; Decapoda; Nephropidae. The coding region runs from base 261 to 2105 and encodes 614 amino acids. The transcript is spliced from 3 exons.